AUGUAUGGAGAUGCAGGGGCUCCAAAGAAGUAUAGCACCCCUCGUGGCGUUGAUGAAAAGUCCGUCUCAGCACGUGUGUGUCAGAAGUGUGCAUCUACAGACCACUGGACGUUUGAAUGCAAGAGCGGAGCUCACACUCCACGCAACACCACAACAACGCGGCUGAGUAGAACGCAGAUGCUGCGUUUUGGAAUAAAGCAGAAACGGGAGGAAUUUGUACCGGAACCAACAGAGAAAGAGGCGUACAUGGCACAGGUGAAGGAGGUUGAGAAACUGCUCUUGGCUGAAGCAAAGGGGCAAGCAGUGCAGAAGAGACGAGUGGAGCAACGGAGAGAAGUAAAAGAUGAAGACAUCAACAGUGAAAGAGAACAAGAUACAAAAAGUGAAGACGACGAUAAUAUGUUGGUGAAAACGGAGAAGAAAGAAAGUGAUGAGUAA
Messenger RNA from Trypanosoma theileri, 438 nucleotides. RefSeq lists its product as uncharacterized. The transcript has a single exon. Lineage: Eukaryota; Euglenozoa; Kinetoplastea; Trypanosomatida; Trypanosomatidae. The record is from RefSeq and is a predicted model, not a curated record. The coding region runs from base 1 to 438 and encodes 145 amino acids.